This is a messenger RNA of Strongyloides ratti, 318 nucleotides long. RefSeq lists its product as hypothetical. The transcript has a single exon. Lineage: Eukaryota; Metazoa; Nematoda; Chromadorea; Rhabditida; Strongyloididae. The coding region runs from base 1 to 318 and encodes 105 amino acids. The record is from RefSeq and is a predicted model, not a curated record.
AUGAUUGCCUGUUUUAUGACAGCUGUUUUGAUGUUACAAAUGUUAACAUCAUCUACUGCUUAUUAUACACCUAUUACCCGACACACUCCAUCACUUAAAUAUGAAUUGUGUGAAAUAUAUCCAUUGGAGGAAUUCUGUUCUGAUGUACCACAAAAUUACAUACUUGAAUUUGGAAAUGGAGAUCGUCUUAAAAAUUUUAUUAUUCUAAGCGAUGAGAAUGACAAUAUUAGACGUGUUACAAAACGAUAUACACAAAAAGCCAAAAAAGAAAUUGUCCAAGCUCCAAACUUAGACACUUUAUUAAGAUUUGGACGUUAA